Molecule: messenger RNA, 564 nt
Organism: Penicillium macrosclerotiorum
Lineage: Eukaryota; Fungi; Ascomycota; Eurotiomycetes; Eurotiales; Aspergillaceae
Exons: 2
Coding region: 1-564 (187 amino acids)
Source: RefSeq, a predicted model, not a curated record
AUGGCCCGCAUCUCCGACGCCAUUUGCACUGACCAUAGCGAUCUGCAGUCAUGCUACGAUCGUAUCGUCACCGCCGACGACCCAGACGAGCAGACCCGCUACCAGAAUCAAUGGACGUGGGAACUCGCGCGACAUGUUGUGGGCGAAGAAGCGGUGCUCUUCCCAGCGUUGGAAACCCACCUAGGGCCUGGUGCAACCUCUCAGGAUCGGCGCCAACACCAGAUGAUCAAACAAAGACUCCAGGUCUUCCAAGAUCUCUCCGCCGAAGACCCGCGCUUUCUGCCCACGUUGACCCUGCUCAUGGAUGAUUUCGCGUCCCAUGUCCAAGCUGAAGAGGCGCAGGUUUUGGUGAAGUUGGAAAACGCCAUCAGUGCCGAGGAGAGCGCGCGGCUGGCCAAAUCCUUUGAUCGUACUAAAUUUCUAGCACCAACAAGGGCGCACCCGGCUCUGCCGGAUCAGCCACCAUACCAGACCAUCGUCGGCUUGAUGGCUGCGCCAUUGGAUUAUCUGCAGGACCUAUUUCGCAAGUGGCCAGACCACGUGCCGAGUUUGACGAUGGAAUAG